GUAGGCUCCGUCCAGACAAUGGCGAUAGAUGUUUGUACACGUAUAAUCGGUCAUUCGUUCAUUCGCCGUUCGAACGACUCUCACGAUCUACGGAAUUUCUGAAUUUCCUCAAACCUCACACUGUGUGUUUCAUCCGUGAAAAUGACUUGUGCCAUGCGGAUCCACGGAAAGUGACUACUGACAUUUUGUCAUAUGCGGAAUACCUCAAUGAGGGGGUUGGUAUCCUUACAGUUAUUAUAGGGCAACUACUUAGACGUCAACCAUGGGCCUCUCGGACAUCCUUCAAUGAUGUCAUCAUUGUCAUGACUGUGAACAGCCAGCUCAAGUCAGAGACUGAAAAGCUUCAUGGAAUUCAUUUUUGGUCUCAUCGUGGUUUCUGGGCGGACCUGACCUACCUGGGGAGAGAUGGGGGUCAACAUUGAAUCUGGUUCUCGCCACAUGGAGAAAUACCUUCACAACAUUAGAAUAGCUGUCCUUCAACAUUCAAGAUAAGCAGCGUUACCAUGCCAAAACGCAAACAUCCUGUGGAGACAAGUGAAGGUACUAGAGCAAAACAUAAACCUCAGGCUGAACCAAUCGAUUACCAAAGACUUGCGCAAGAAAUUGUUAAAUUGCAAAAACCCAACUCUGAUGCAUCAAGCAGUACAGUGGUACCCCUAGAAAAUGCUGCAUCUGCUACAUAUGCAAACACCGUCAAUGAGUUACCUGCACCAACGACUGCUUCUUCGUCUAUGCAAGAUAACCCUAUAUUGUCAGUUGUAUCUCAACUUUUAGAAAACACAGGUGAGCCAGUAGGCACAAACAAAGGUUUCUUCAAUUCUGAUAAUCUUAUCUCUGUAACAGAAGGUAUUCCUCUUGGUGCGACAAUACCACAAAAGAUAAAGGCAAAAAUUUGGUCGAAUGAUUUUUUUGAUUUAAAAGUAUUAUUGUCGCACCAAGAUGAAGAACCUCUUACGUUGUGCAUUACUCCAGGGGUCAUUAAUGUGCAGCAAAGUUUAAAAUCAAAAACCCCCAUGUUCAUCAGUCAGUGGACUGAUGCCUUUCUUAUCUUUAUUAACAUUAGAAUUCAGAAACACCCAUCAGAAACUCCCCAUUUAUUAAAAUACAUGAGCUUUAUUAGAGAAAUGAAAAGACUGCAUGGGGAUGUUGCUUGGAGAUCAUAUGACGAAUCUUUCAGAAAGUUUAGGGAGUCUUUGGCUGUAGAUUGGCAAAAACCUAUUGAAGAAUUAAGAGGUAAAUGUAUUGCCAUGUCCAACAUUUGCAGUGAAAAAUCUUACUAGUAUUAUUGAUUUUGUUGGUUUGAACCCUGCUCUAUACAAGGGUCACAGCUUCAGGAUAGGGGCAGACACUCAUGCAGCACAUUUGGGUUAUUCUGAAAACCGCAUUCAAUAAAUGGGAAGAUGAAAAUCUGAUGCUAUUUGCAGAUACACACGUUUGUCAAGCUUUACAUUUUGAAUAUGUAUAGCAAAUGCUAUGUAUAUAUAUUUUUCUUGUAAGAUUUUCACAGUUCAGAAGUUAACUGCUGUGUAUUAUAAUUGUAUCUGAUAUGCAUUGUUUGUGUUUUUAAUUCAAUGCAUAGAUUUGUUGUAUGUCAAAAUUCAGUUCUCAUCACAAUUCCCUAUCAUUUGUCUUAUAUUGGACAUUAUUCAAAGUGUGAUUCAUGUAUAACAUUUAUCUAUACUAUGUGCAUGAUGUGGUUACACAUAACAUAACACAGGUCAGAAGUAAACUGAUGUGUUUAUGU
This is a messenger RNA of Magallana angulata, 1744 nucleotides long. RefSeq lists its product as uncharacterized. The coding region runs from base 504 to 1280 and encodes 258 amino acids. The transcript has 2 exons. NCBI's taxonomy places the organism in Eukaryota, Metazoa, Mollusca, Bivalvia, Ostreida, Ostreidae. The record is from RefSeq and is a predicted model, not a curated record.